UGAGAAGAGGAGAAGAGUGGGGUGGGGCAGGAUAGGCAAAUCCAAAAUGUCUAGUCUGGUGCCCUGCCAGUCCAGCUCCGGAGGUCUGUGAGAACCUGAGCCACGCGUGCCCAGGGAGGUGGAAGGUGAGAGUUGGGAGGUGUAAUGCUGAGCCAAGCUCAGCCCCCAGCGCCAGACCAUGAACUAUGUGGGCCAGCUGGCAGAGACAGUGUAUGUGACAGUGAAGGAACUGUACAAGGGCCUGAACCCCGCCACGCUAUCAGGUGGCAUUGAUGUGUUAGUAGUGAAACAACCAGAUGGCUCCUUCCUCUGCUCACCUUUCCAUGUGCGUUUUGGCAAGCUGGGUGUCCUGCGAUCCCGUGAGAAGGUGGUUGACAUUGAAAUUAAUGGGGAGCCAGUGGACCUGCACAUGAAACUGGGAGACAAUGGAGAAGCCUUCUUUGUUCAGCAGCUAGAGACUAAUGAGAAGGAGGUCCCCAUCAGCCAGUGUACCUCACCUAUCCCUCCGGAGACUUCGGAUGAAAUCCUGAACGACCCUCUGCUAGAUCUCAUUGAGGAUGUCCACAAAAAGACCUCAGAGAUAACCACCCCCCUGGAGAAGAGGAGGCGCCGCCGCAAGAAGGUUAAGAAGAAGAACAAGACAGUAACAGCAACACCACCCAAUUCCAGUUCUGAGGAGCUGGAAGGAAUACAGAAUGAGAUAAUCUUAGAAAUGAAACCGGCCACAGAAUUGUCCUCAACCCCUAUCAAAACUGAUGGUAAUGGCUCUGCACAGCACAAAGAUUCCUGUCUCUAUUUAGAUGUGGACUACCCAGAGAGGGACAGCCUUCCGGGCAGUUUAUCCUCAGAAUAUCUAACGAGCUUCAAGAGUGACUCUGAACUGGAGAUAAGAUCCUCAGACCAGAACUACACGAGGACUGGGUCCCACAUGCAGUGGCCCUGGGGGAAACUUCCUCAGGUGAUGAAAGGCGAGCAUGUGAAGCUGCUGAGGGCAUCGCACAGUAACAUAUCGACCAAACUUCUUCUUUGGGAAGAACCGAUAUUCCAGAAGGCUAGUGUUCACACAUUGGCAGAGUCUCAGACUGUCCUCCAGGAUGCUGAGGGCAGACCUUCAGAGGCAACCAAGUUCUACCUUACAGCAAGAGAACUCACUGCCACCCAGGAGUCCCUCUCACAGGACAAUGAAGAAAGUGUGGCUGAGAACGCUUGGAGGAGGAGCUCCUUGUCUGACUCUGUGUCGGCCAAGGAGCCCACAGCUCAGGAGGGCUCUGAUCCCUCUGGGCAGAGAAAAGAGAACAAAGAACCACGGAGGACAAGUCAGCACCUGGGACCCAGCGAUAUCUACCUUGAAGACUUGCCUUCCCUGAGUUCAGCUAAUGCUACCCUUUACUUCCCCCAAAGUGAAAUCGGGCUUGAAGCCAGACGAUGGAGUGAGCCCGGCUGUUCCCAGACAAACCUCUUGCAAGCCACAGUUGUGGAAGAUAAUAACACAGACCAGUUGUCUGAUACUGCCCUGGAGCAGGGGAACGACAUUGAGCUUUCUCUCUGUGGUGGACUGGCUGAUAACCGGGACAUCUCAACAGAGAAGUUUACCAGAUACGCCAUCUGCUACCAGGAUCUCGCUGACAACCCAGGAAUCUUGGAUGACCCCAACCUUGUGGUGAAAAUUGGAAUGAAGCACUACAACUGGGCUGUAGCUGCACCUAUGAUCCUGUCCCUUCAGGCCUUUCGGAAGAGUUUGCCCAAGAGCACUAUUGACAAGCUGGUGAAGGAGAAAAUGCCCAAGAAGAGUGGCCGCUGGUGGUUCUCCUGGGGGCUAAAGGACGCAACAACCAAGGAGUGUGAAGUCCAGGAGGUGGCAUCUACUUCAAAGAAGAAUUCCCCCCAGCAGGAGCAGAAGAUGGAUAUUUCAUCUGUUGAAGAUGACUCCCUGGUGAUCUUGGGUGCCCCUUCUCCCCCACCUCAAAGUCAUAUCCAUGCCUUCAAGAAGUCCCUUCGUCUCUCCUCUGAACAGAUUCGAGAUUUAAACCUGAGGGAGGGAGCCAAUGAUGUGGUGUUUAGUGUGACCACUCAGUACCAAGGUACCUGCCGUUGCCAUGCCAACAUCUACCUGUGGAACUGGUACGACAAGGUAGUGAUCUCAGACAUCGAUGGGACCAUCACCAAGUCCGAUGCUUUGGGUCACAUUUUGCCCCAGCUAGGGAAAGACUGGACUCACCAAGGCAUCAUUAAGCUUUACCACAAAAUUCACCUAAACGGGUACAAAUUCCUUUAUUGCUCAGCCCGAUCCAUUGGCAUGGCGGACCUCACUAAGCGCUACUUGCGGUGGGUGAAUGAGAAGGGCUGUGUUCUCCCCAAAGGCCCCCUCCUCUUGACCCCCAGCAGCCUCUUCUCUGCCCUUCACAGGGAGGUGAUUGAAAAGAAGCCCGAGGUGUUCAAGAUCUCAUGCCUGACUGACAUCCAUCACCUAUUCCUGCCCCAUGGAGAUCCCUUCUUUGCUGGCUUUGGGAACCGUGCCUCUGAUGUCUAUGCCUAUCUUCAUGUAGGGAUACCCAAAUCCCGCAUCUUCACUGUCAACCCCUUAGGAGAGCUCAUUCAGGAACUUAUCAAGAACCACAAGACCACGUAUGAGCGGCUCCAGGAGACCGUGCAGCUCAUCUUUCCACCUGUAAAAGUGGGGCCCAACGUGGAGCUGGUCAAUCCAGAGUAUAGCCAGUUCUGCUACUGGAGGAAUCCCUUGCUUACACUUCACCCGAAAGACCUCACAAACCUGAAUUAGAACCUCUCCCCACCCAUUCUACCCCUACACACACACACACAC
Messenger RNA from Vombatus ursinus (common wombat), 2821 nucleotides. RefSeq names its product lipin 3 (gene LPIN3). Gene Ontology annotation, cellular component: nucleus. Gene Ontology annotation, molecular function: transcription coactivator activity; phosphatidate phosphatase activity. Bases 179 to 2779 code for a protein of 866 amino acids. NCBI's taxonomy places the organism in Eukaryota, Metazoa, Chordata, Mammalia, Diprotodontia, Vombatidae. The record is from RefSeq and is a predicted model, not a curated record. The transcript has 20 exons. Gene Ontology annotation, biological process: triglyceride biosynthetic process; fatty acid catabolic process; cellular response to insulin stimulus.